Messenger RNA from Gongylonema pulchrum, 477 nucleotides. The record is from the annotation of a GenBank genome assembly. NCBI's taxonomy places the organism in Eukaryota, Metazoa, Nematoda, Chromadorea, Rhabditida, Gongylonematidae.
AUGAGACACGUGGAGCAGGAGCUGUUUAGAAAACAUGCAAAACGUCUGGAAGUGGACCAGCAAUGGAACAUCUAUGAUCUUAUCGACAGCUUUAAUUCUUCGCUUCUUUAUGUACAUUUUAGUUUGGAAUGGAACACGCUGGUCACGGAGGUGCAUCUCGAGAAAGCGCUGCGUAUGCUCGGUGAUUCUCGAUUCGAAGCAGCAGCGUUGUCUGAUUACGAGGUUGCUGCUCUGUUAGCUGCUACGGGUCGCCGCUGCCAAAUGCUUUCCGGAAAGCAAAGAAACACUUUCACCGCUAGGAUGCUUCAAAUUUUUAAUGCCAGAGGUGUUCGAUUGGGAUUGGCCGCCCGGAAUGCUCUACUUGGUGCCCAAAUAGACAAUAACAUUGAUGUGGAUAUUAUUGGAGUGCUGAAACAAUACGAAAUGCAUGGGCUCAUUCCUGAUGAGCAAACAUACGGCCAACUUUCACGCAUAUAU